UACCCGGGAUUCCUCUAGUAGAGGCCUACGCUUACAUCGCAACGAAUGAAUCGGAAAACAAGAACUAUCCAGACGCAGAAAUACACUUGGUGCCACUCAAUCCCAUGGUGAAGCGCUUCAUGAGCCUUCGAGAGGGAGUGUAUCAGGCCAAUGCUCUCACAGGUAGAAAAAGGCAACGGCAUCGCUUUAAUUCCCAAACUGCUUCAUUCCAAAUUCGUCGGAUACCUUCGGCUAAAAUCGAGCAAUCCAUACGACCACCCCUUAUUUUACCCGAACUACUUCAGCGACCCGGACAACGUCGACAAACGAACAUUAAUAGCCGCGACGCGAUUCGUUUACAAGCUGUCGCAAACAAACGCCUUCAAAAAAAUCGACCUUCAAUGGUACGACAGGCAAGCCUCGGGAUGUGAGGAAUUCGAAAAGGACUCCGACGAAUACUGGAGUUGCGCGUUGGAGCUACUCUCCACGUCGGGAUUUCACCAGACAUCCACGUGCAAAAUGGGCCCGGCGGACGAUCCCAUGGCCGUCGUGGACAACGAGCUGAAGGUGUACGGCAUCGGGCGGCUCCGAGUCGCCGACGCCAGCGUGAUACCCAUACCGACGUCCGACCAUCUGAACGCCCCCACGAUUAUGAUAGGAGAAAAGGCCGCCGAUUUGAUUAAAGCGGAUUGGAAGAACGGCGAUCAGUCCUGUCUCGAUAGCGAAGAGGACGACACCGCUUUUAGGAUCCGACACCAGAAGGCGCUGUCACGAAAAAUAGUCCUUUAUAUAAAGUAAAAUUAUUUACUUA
Photinus pyralis (common eastern firefly) is the source of this 790-nucleotide messenger RNA. RefSeq names its product glucose dehydrogenase [FAD, quinone]-like. The record is from RefSeq and is a predicted model, not a curated record. NCBI's taxonomy places the organism in Eukaryota, Metazoa, Arthropoda, Insecta, Coleoptera, Lampyridae. The coding region runs from base 151 to 777 and encodes 208 amino acids. Gene Ontology annotation, molecular function: oxidoreductase activity, acting on CH-OH group of donors; flavin adenine dinucleotide binding. The transcript has a single exon.